CGGGCCUCACAGCGUCAACACACCGUCGCUGAUUAAUAAAAAAAUGUCAGACGAAGAACCAGCCCCUUCGACAGGGAGGAAAACAACGUUACGAGAAAACACCCUCUUUGGGAUGGGAAAUCCCUUGCUUGACAUUUCAGCUGUUGUGGACAAAGAUUUCCUUGACAAGUUUGGACUGAAAUCUAAUGACCAGAUCCUCGCUGAAGACAAACACAAAGCUUUGUUUGAAGAAAUUGUCAAGAGGAACAAAGUUGAAUACCAUGCCGGUGGUUCGACCCAGAACUCAGUGAAAAUUGCUCAGUGGAUGAUCCAGAAACCUCACAAAGUGGCUACCUUCUUCGGGUGCAUCGGUACCGACCACUUCGGCAAGAUUCUGAAGAAGAAGGCCGAAGAAGCCCACGUUGAUGCCCAUUACUAUGAACAAAACGAGGAGCCAACCGGUACCUGUGCAGCCUGUAUCACUGGGGACAAUAGGUCCCUUGUUGCUAACCUGGCAGCAGCAAACUGCUACAAAAAGGAAAAACACCUGGACUUGGACAGCAACUGGGAGCUGGUGAAGAAAGCCAAGGUCUAUUAUAUUGCGGGUUUUUUCCUGACUGUCUCCCCGGAGUCGAUCUUGAAGGUGGCGAAGCACGCUUCAGAUAACAACAAAAUCUUCUCCAUGAACCUCUCAGCACCUUUCAUCAGCCAGUUUUUUUACGAGCCAUUGAUGAAGGUCAUGCCUUAUGUUGACAUCUUGUUUGGCAACGAGACGGAAGCAGCCACAUUUGCCAAAAAGCUGGGCUUUGAGACGGAUGACAUUGCAGAGAUUGCAAAGAAGACUCGAAACCUCCCCAAGGAGAACACAAAGAGGCAGCGAGUGGUGGUCUUCACCCAGGGCAAGGACGAUACUGUUGCAACUGUUGGUGAGAAGGUGACCAUGUUCCCUGUUUUGGAUAUCGACCAGAACGACAUUGUGGACACUAAUGGAGCAGGAGACGCCUUCGUGGGAGGAUUCCUCUACGCAUUGGUCCAAGACCAAACUUUGGAGGAGUGUAUCCGGGCUGGACACUAUGCCGCCAAUGUCAUCAUUAGACGAGUCGGAUGCACCUUCCCAGAGAAGCCAGACUAUCACUGAUGCAUUCAGACACCGCACAUUUCUCUCUUCCAUAAGAUACUUAUAUAUAUAUGCUUCAGGACUGUAUGUACAUUCUUUUCUGUUUACAAAAACUGACUGUAUGGGACUAAUGGCUGCAGCUCAGAUAUUUUAUCAAGCUCGAAUUAGCAACUCAGAUGUUUUAAUACAAUUCAUUGUACUAGUAU
Monopterus albus (swamp eel) is the source of this 1302-nucleotide messenger RNA. It is a transcript of the gene adkb, whose product is annotated as adenosine kinase b. NCBI's taxonomy places the organism in Eukaryota, Metazoa, Chordata, Actinopteri, Synbranchiformes, Synbranchidae. The record is from RefSeq and is a predicted model, not a curated record. The transcript is spliced from 11 exons. The coding region runs from base 44 to 1117 and encodes 357 amino acids. Gene Ontology annotation, molecular function: adenosine kinase activity. Gene Ontology annotation, biological process: purine nucleobase metabolic process; purine ribonucleoside salvage. Gene Ontology annotation, cellular component: cytosol; nucleus.